AUGUUUCUCACCAUGGCGCUACUGAGGAAAGGGAUCCCCGGGAAGCAGUGGAUCGGAAAGUACCGCCGACCGAGGGCCAUCACCUGGCAGAUGAAGCGCAACAUGGUGAACCAGCUGGAGCGCGAGGCGGAGAACGAGUACUGGAUCAGCCGGCCCUACAUGACCGCUGAGCAGGAGUUCUGCCACGCAGCAGAGCGCAGAGCCCAGAGCUGGCUCAAAAUUAAGGAGAGCAGAUUCUCCAAGUUUCCUGAACACAAAUACAUUGCAGAUCACCUCAGCCACCUCAACACCACCAAAACGUGGUCAAGUUAAUUGGAACAAUGAACUUGUUUUUUUCCCCCUCAUGUUCUAUGGGUGAUAACUGUAAAUUAAACCUCUGUUUUGUGUAUA
Molecule: messenger RNA, 390 nt
Organism: Gadus macrocephalus (Pacific cod)
Lineage: Eukaryota; Metazoa; Chordata; Actinopteri; Gadiformes; Gadidae
Gene: mrpl57
Product: mitochondrial ribosomal protein L57
Exons: 1
Coding region: 1-312 (103 amino acids)
Biological process (GO): mitochondrial translation
Cellular component (GO): mitochondrial ribosome
Molecular function (GO): structural constituent of ribosome
Source: RefSeq, a predicted model, not a curated record